UGUGGUCAUGUGUAGAUGUGUCUCAGCGCUGCGAGUGGGCGCAUGACAGUGAUUACUGAGAGUACUCUCUGACCACUCCGUAUGGAUUUGAGAGGAGAUACGAACUGUGCUGCUUUAGGCGCAUCUCAAACUCAGAAACUGCAUUUAGGUUUUAGGCAGAUUCAGCACUACGGUCCUACUCUACUCACAGCCCAGCAGUGCUACCAAUGAGCAGCUUACAGUCAGUGGACUCUGUUAUGCUGAUGGUGUUUUCCAACCUGUUAGGAUGAAAGAGCUGGGUGUGGCAGUUCUCCUUGUCUCCUUGGCUGUAACUCUGCUGGUCAGUGUCAGUGGAGAGUACUGUCAUGGCUGGAGGGACUCCAGGGCGCAGUGGAGAGAAGGGUUCCACUGUCCAGAGCAGAUCGAUAAGAGAGAGGCGGUGUUAUGCUGCGGUCACUGUGACCUGCGCUACUGCUGCGGAGACGGCCGGGCCAGACUCAACCAGGGAACCUGCACUGACCACAACAGGGAACAAGAGACCCACAGCAAUGAACAUACAGCAGAAGCCCCUCCCCCCUGCACGGCCCAGCCAAUCCCCAGUCCAGGAAUCACCACCCUUGCCCUCCGAGCCUCCAGAGAUUCUGCCCUUGACUGCCAGCACUGGAACCUCCUGCGGCUCUUCAUCCUCAUUAUACCCCCUCAACAACGCCUCCCAGAGCCAGACCAGCCAACUACACCCAAAACUAGAGAAACAGCAGCAGCAUGCUCCGCCCCCCUCCUUCCCCCUGCCUCCAAAUCCUGCCUUCCACCGGACCAUGACUUUACCCACAAUGCUCCACCCACUAAUGUUCCCCACCGCAAUGCUGAACCCCUAUAUAAUGCCUACACAGGCUCCAAGGCCAUACAGGUCAGUGCCCUCUCCGUGCCCACCUAAUGCUGGCACUGGCACAAUGCAAAGGAGCAGUGAAGUCAUGGUGUGAUAGACAUGGACAGGAAUGGACAACAGUCCAUUUAUUCAACAUGCAAGUGUGAAAAUAUGUUCAUAUUAAAAGUCUGUUGUUGAAAGUGUGGAAAGGUAAGAGGAAGUUAAGAGGAGAAUAAUUGGAGUUAACAGAAGUCACAGUUAUACUGGUGAUAACAAAAAAAGCAUUUCUCACUCUUAGCUCAUUGAAACCAGUUUCCAGAAACCAGAAUUCUCUGGAAGCUCGGAAGGUUUUCACACAUAGGCCACUGACAGAUGUUGUACUAAUGUACACUUGGUUGCAAGGGUUAAAGAAUGAGAGAACAAGAAAAAAACAGGACAGGAGCAAACGACAGGACAUAACAGGGAAAUGAGUCAUGGGACAGAAGAACAUAGGAAAAAGGUCACAAAAGAGGACAAUACAAAAAGGGGUUAUGAAAAAAAGAAAGGGGUCACAGGCCAGGACAGAUCAAGAUAAGACAGGUUAGAAAUAAAAAAUGUUACAGGAAAAGAAACAAAGAAAUUCAUAGGACAUUAACAAAAAUCACAGGUCAGGACUAGAAAGGCUUUACAGGAUGAGGCAGGAAAAAUGUACAGGACAGGAUAGGAAGAAAGCCACAGGACAGGACAAGACAGGGAAAAAGUCAAAGGACAGGAAAAAAAUAACAGGAAGAUGUGAAAUAGUUACAGGACAGAGAAAAAAGUUACAAACAGGACAAGACAGGAAAAAAUUACAGGACAGGAUGCAAAGAAAGUCACACAUCAGUACAAGACAGGAAAAAAGUUACAGGACAGGACAAUCCAAGGAAAAUAUUACAUGACAAGAAGCAAAGAGAGUCAUAGAACAGGACAAGACAGGGAAAAAGUUACAGGACAGGAAGCAAAGAAAGUCAAACGACAGGAAAAGGCAGGGAAAAAGUUACAAGACAGGAAGCAAAGAAAGUCACAAGACAGGAAAAGACAAAAAAAAGUGACAAGACAGGAAGCAAUGAAAGUUACAGGACAGGACAAGGCAGGGAAAAAGUUACAGGACUGGAAGAAAAGGAAGUUACAAGACAGGAAAAGGCAAGGAAAAAGUUACAGAACAAGUAAAAAGUUACAGGACGGGACACGCAAAAAGUCACAAGACAAGGUAAAGUUACAGGACAAGACAGGGUAAAGUUACAGGACAGUAAGCAAAGAAAGUCACAAGACAGGACAAGACAAAAAAGUGACAAGACAGGAAGCAAUGAAAGUUACAGGACAGGUCAAGACAGGGAAAAGGUUACAGGACAGGAAGCAAAAAAGUCACAGGACAGGUCAAGACAGGAAAAAAGUUACAGGACAGGAAGCAAAAAAGUCACAGGACAGGACAAGACAGGGAAAAAGUUACAGAACAAGUAAAAUGUUACAGGACGGGACACUCAAAAAGUCACAAGACAGGGUAAAGUUACAGGACAAGACAGG
Colossoma macropomum (tambaqui) is the source of this 2386-nucleotide messenger RNA. Its product is annotated as protein shisa-8-like. The coding region runs from base 266 to 913 and encodes 215 amino acids. The record is from RefSeq and is a predicted model, not a curated record. The transcript has 3 exons. NCBI's taxonomy places the organism in Eukaryota, Metazoa, Chordata, Actinopteri, Characiformes, Serrasalmidae.